UUAUUCCAGUUCUAACAACAAACUGUAAUUGUUCAUAAUUUAUACUUAACUGACACGAAAUAUCCCAGGAUGAUCCCGACAGAGGAUGCGUCCGCGAGGAAGAGGGAGAUCGAGGAGAAGCUGAGACAGGAGCAAGAGACACUUUCGUUUAUACGAGAAAACUUGGAGAAGAGUGAUCAGCUCACAAAGGGAAUGGUGUCCAUCCUGUCUUCGUUUGAGAGCCGGUUAAUGCAGUUGGAAAACUCCAUAAUCCCCGUGCACAAGCAGACGGAGAACCUGCAGAGGCUCCAGGAGAACGUGGACAAAACCCUGUCCUGCUUAGACCAUGUCAUCAGCUACUACCAUGUGGCCAAGGACACAGACAAGAUCAUUAGGGAAGGACCAUCAGGUCGAUUAGAUGAAUACCUGGCCUGCAUUGCCAAAAUUCAGAAGGCUGUGGAAUACUUUCAGGACAACAAUCCUGACAGCCCAGAGCUUAACACAGUGAAAGCUCGUUUUGAGAAGGGCAAAGAGUUGUUGGAAGCGGAGUUCCGCGGUCUUUUGACUCGCUACAGCAAACCAGUGCCUCCCAUCCUGAUUCUGGAUGCUAUUGGUAUAGACGAGGAGCUGGAGGUUCAGGAGGAGGUGACACUGGAGCACCUCCCUGAGGCUGUUCUCCAAGACAUCAUCUGCAUCUCAGCCUGGCUAGUGGAGUAUGGCCGCAACCAGGACUUCAUGAACGUGUACUACCAAAUCCGCUCCAAUCAGCUGGACCGGUCCAUCAAAGGCCUGAAGGAACACUUUCGUAAGAACAGUGCCUCCUCAGGGAUCCUCUACUCCCCUGCGGUGCAAACCAAACGCAAGGACACGCCAACAAAGAAGGCUCCCAAAAGGCCAGGGACCAUUCGAAAGGCUCAGAACCUGCUGAAACAGUACUCGCAGCAUGGGCUUGAUGGGAAAAAGGGGGGCUCUAACCUCACUCCACUGGAAGGUAACGCUCUCUCUUCUUAUCACCAUUUCCGCGUCAAACAUCUCACGGACACUCUGAGCGACAAGCAUUGUGUGACCGGAGGAAAAGAUGAUGUUCUGGACAUUGAGAUUGACUCUUACAUCCACUGUAUCAGCGCCUUCGUCAAGCUCGCCCAGAGCGAGUAUACCCUGCUGACCGAAAUUAUCCCAGAGCACCAUCAGAAAAAAACCUUCGACUCCCUCAUUCAGGAAGCCCUGGACAACCUGAUGCUGGAGGGCGAUAACAUCGUCUCUGCUGCCCGGCGGGCCAUAAUGCGCCACGACUACUCCGCUGUACUCACCAUAUUCCCCAUCCUCAGGCACCUCAAACAGACCAAGCCUGACUUUGACACCACACUACAGGGCACAGCUGCAAGCACUAAGAACAAACUUCCCACUCUGAUCACUUCUAUGGAAACCACUGGGGCCAAAGCCCUUGAGGAGUUUGCUGACAGUAUCAAGAACGAUAAGGAGUAUAAUAUGCCCAAGGAUGGGACAGUCCAUGAGCUCACCAGUAAUGCCAUCCUGUUUCUGCAGCAGCUGCUGGACUUCCAGGAGACAGCAGGGGCCAUGCUAGCCUCUCAAGAAACAAGCUCAGCAGCAAGCAGCUACAGCUCAGAGUUCAGUCGCCGACUCCUCAGCACGUACAUAUGCAAAGUCCUUGGGAACCUCCAGCUGAACCUGCUGAGCAAGUCCAAAGUCUAUGAAGACCAGGCUCUGAGUGCCAUCUUCCUCCACAACAACUACAAUUACAUCCUCAAGUCCCUAGAAAAGUCAGAGCUGAUCCAGCUGGUGGCGGUCACCCAUAAGAAAGCAGAGAGUUUGUAUAGAGAGCUAAUUGAACAACAGAUUCAGACAUACCAGCGCAGCUGGCUUAAGGUGACAGAGCAUCUCACGGACAGGAACAUUCCGGCCUUCCAGCCCGGCAAUAAGCUGAAAGAUAAAGAACGGCAGGUGAUUAAAGACAAAUACAAGGGCUUUAAUGACGGCCUGGAGGAGCUGUGUAAGAUCCAGAAGGUUUGGGCCAUUCCCGAUAAAGAACAGAGAGACGCCAUCCGCCAGGCCCAGAAGAAGGUUGUCUCUGAGGCCUACAGAGUCUUCAUCCAAAGAUGUGCCAACAUCACAUUCACCAAAAACCCAGAGAAGUAUCACAAGUACAGCCCUGAGCAAGUGGAGGAAAUGAUUGAGGGCCUUUUUGACACUUCCGCUUGAUUGCUGCUCUCUGGUUACCACGGCUACGGAUCCAUGCUACAAUACUACGUUUUGUGCAUUGACACUAUCCUUCAUGCAACUUCCUGCUUCCUGCCUUUCAGAUUUUUCCCAAUGCCAAUCAGAGAUCAAGGUUGCAAGGUCCUUUUUUUCUGUAGAAAUAUUAUUUAUGUAAAAUGUC
Molecule: messenger RNA, 2377 nt
Organism: Chanos chanos (milkfish)
Lineage: Eukaryota; Metazoa; Chordata; Actinopteri; Gonorynchiformes; Chanidae
Gene: exoc7
Product: exocyst complex component 7
Exons: 20
Coding region: 70-2199 (709 amino acids)
Biological process (GO): exocytosis
Cellular component (GO): exocyst
Molecular function (GO): phosphatidylinositol-4,5-bisphosphate binding
Source: RefSeq, a predicted model, not a curated record